AUGGCUGUGCGUCCCGGGCCACUCUGGCUAUUGAGCCUUGCUCUGUGCGCUCUGGGAGGCGGCCACGGCCCACGGCCCCCACACACCUGUCCCCAGCGUCGCCUGGGAGCGCGGGAGCGCCGCGACAUGCAGCGCGAAAUCCUGGCGGUGCUCGGGCUGCCCGGGCGGCCCCGACCCCGUGCACCACCCGCCGCUGCCCGGCAGCCGGCGUCCGCGCCCCUCUUCAUGCUGGACUUGUAUCACGCCAUGACGGACGACGACGACGCCGGGCCACCGCAGGCUCACUUGGGCCGUGCCGACCUGGUCAUGAGCUUCGUCAACAUGGUGGAGCAUGACCGUUCCCUGGGCUACCAGGAGCCACACUGGAAGGAAUUCCACUUUGACCUAACCCAGAUCCCUGCUGGGGAGGCUGUCACAGCUGCUGAGUUCCGGAUAUACAAAGAGCCCAGCACCCAUCCACUCAACACAACCCUGCACAUCAGCAUGUUCGAGGUGGUCCAGGAGCACUCCAACAGGGAGUCUGACUUGUUCUUUUUGGAUCUUCAGACGCUCCGGUCUGGGGACGAGGGCUGGCUGGUGCUGGACAUCACAGCAGCCAGUGACCGAUGGCUGCUGAACCAUAACAAGGACCUGGGACUCCGCCUCUAUGUGGAAACCGAGGAUGGGCACAGCAUGGAUCCUGGCCUGGCUGGCCUGCUUGGACAACAAGCACCACGCUCCAGACAGCCUUUCAUGGUCACCUUCUUCAGGGCCAGCUCAAGUCCUGUGCGGACCCCUCGGGCAGUGAGGCCACUGAAGAGGAGGCAGCCAAAGAAAACAAACGAGCUCCCACACCCCAACAGACUCCCAGGGAUCUUUGAUGACAGCCACGGUUCCCGCGGCAGAGAGGUUUGCCGCAGGCAUGAGCUCUACGUCAGCUUCCGUGACCUCGGCUGGCUGGACUGGGUCAUCGCCCCCCAGGGCUACUCUGCCUACUACUGUGAGGGGGAGUGUGCUUUUCCACUGGACUCCUGUAUGAAUGCCACCAACCAUGCCAUCUUGCAGUCUCUGGUGCACCUGAUGAAGCCAGAUGUUGUCCCCAAGGCGUGCUGUGCACCCACCAAACUGAGUGCCACCUCUGUGCUCUACUAUGACAGCAGCAACAACGUCAUCCUGAGGAAGCACCGCAACAUGGUGGUCAAGGCCUGUGGCUGCCACUGAGGCCCUGCCCAACACCCUGCUUCUACUGCCUUACCGUUGGCUCAGGCCCCUCUCCAGAGGCAGGAAACCCUCCUAUGUUAUCAUAGCUCAGACAGGGGCAACGGGAGGCCCUUACUUCCCCUGGCCACUUCCUG
Messenger RNA from Arvicanthis niloticus (Nile rat), 1334 nucleotides. It is a transcript of the gene Bmp8a, whose product is annotated as bone morphogenetic protein 8a. NCBI's taxonomy places the organism in Eukaryota, Metazoa, Chordata, Mammalia, Rodentia, Muridae. The record is from RefSeq and is a predicted model, not a curated record. Gene Ontology annotation, molecular function: growth factor activity; cytokine activity. Gene Ontology annotation, cellular component: extracellular region.